This is a messenger RNA of Aspergillus nomiae NRRL 13137, 612 nucleotides long. RefSeq names its product alpha/beta hydrolase family esterase. The record is from RefSeq and is a predicted model, not a curated record. Gene Ontology annotation, molecular function: feruloyl esterase activity. Bases 1 to 612 code for a protein of 203 amino acids. Lineage: Eukaryota; Fungi; Ascomycota; Eurotiomycetes; Eurotiales; Aspergillaceae. The transcript has a single exon.
AUGAUUCAAUCGGCUUUUCUCCAGACCGUCAUGUUCCUAAGCACUCUUAUCUCAGUCCACGGUCCCAAUUCUUCCGGCUGCGGCAAACGGCCCACUCUUGCCAACGGAGUCCAGAGAAUCAAUGACCGCGAGUAUAUCCUCAAGAUUCCUGAUAACUACCAUUCCAACAAACCACAUCAUUUGAUCUUCGGCCUCCACUGGGGCGGUGGAAACAUGAGCUCUGUGGUGAAUGGCGAAGGUAUCGAGCCCUGGUAUGGCCUCGAAACUCGAGCGCUGGGUAGCGCAAUCCUGGUAGCUCCGGACGGCCGGGAUGCUAGCUGGGCCAACACCAAUGGAGAAGAUGUAGCGCUCAUCGACGCUAUUAUAAAGCAAGUUGAGAGUGACCUCUGUAUAGACCAGAGAUCCCGCUUUGUUACAGGGUUCAGUUGGGGUGGUGGAAUGAGCUUUUCGCUUGCUUGUUCGCGGGCAAAGGAGUUCAGAGCUGUGAGCGUGUUGAGUGGUGGACUGAUUAGUGGGUGUGAUGGAGGAUAUGAUCCUAUCGCAUAUCUAGGUAUUCAUGGAAUUAGUGACCCGGUUCUUCCGUUUGACGGGGGGGGUAAUUCUGGCGAAUAA